AUGCUAUUCACUAUCAGAAUAAUACAAUUGUGUUUAUCUUUGUCCUAUGUUGUAGCGUUAUACCUGUCUACGGAUCGACCAGUGUCACAAAAACAAAGAAACGACCCUCAGAUCAUUUGUCAAAGAAUGAAAUAUAUUGUGUACAUGUGUUGUAUAAGUAUUGCUAUAUUGCCCUUGAUCCUCAGUCAAGUUAUCAAUAGAGAUUUAUCAUAUACUGAUCUUAUUUUACAAAUUGGGAUGAUACCAGGGUACCAUUUCAAUGGAACAUGGAAUUUGACCAGGUGGAUAUAUAAUAAUAUAAGAUCUGUUACUCUAAUCUGUGUCUUAUAUAUGGGAUCAAUAAUUGAUUUAAUCUUAUAUUAUAUAUUGUAUGCGGGAUACAAGGAAAUAUUGUAUGAUUUUGUAGGGAAUUUCAAUGAUAUUUGGGGGAUAAGGAAUCAUAUAUUUGCACCGAUAACAGAAGAAUUGGUGUUUACUGGGAUGCUGUUAACAUGCCAAAUGUCGUCGUUAAAUGUGUCAUUGAAGACUUGGUGGGAUCUAUUACAGUUUAUAGUAGAGCCGUCAUUGUGUUUUGGGAUAGCGCACAUACAUCAUGCAUGGGAGAUGAUUCAAGAUGAGGAACAGUAUUCUAUGGCUCAUAUUUUUAUUAUUACCAUGUUUCAAGCUUUGUAUACUACUAUCUUUGGUGCAUUAAGUAAUUAUAUUUAUAUAGUUACAGGUGGGAAUCUAUGGUCCUGUAUACUGUUACAUGGGAUAUGCAAUCUGUUAGGUUUCCCAGGUAAAUCAGAAUUAGCCAAUAAAAUAAGGUCACCUAUGAAAAGAAGGUUAUGGAACCGUCUGUACAUAAGUUUAUUGGUCAUUGAUUUGAUAUGUUUCAGUUGUAUGUUAUUUUUGAUGACAGAUUAUUCAAGCUACGUAUUUUAG
Messenger RNA from Arxiozyma heterogenica, 924 nucleotides. It is a transcript of the gene RCE1, whose product is annotated as CAAX prenyl protease. Gene Ontology annotation, cellular component: endoplasmic reticulum membrane. Gene Ontology annotation, molecular function: metalloendopeptidase activity. The transcript has a single exon. The coding region runs from base 1 to 924 and encodes 307 amino acids. The record is from RefSeq and is a predicted model, not a curated record. Gene Ontology annotation, biological process: CAAX-box protein processing. Lineage: Eukaryota; Fungi; Ascomycota; Saccharomycetes; Saccharomycetales; Saccharomycetaceae.